AAUCCACAGCCGAGUUUUUAUCCGAAGAGCUGCAGGGGAUGUAGGGAAGAGGAAAUCUUGGUUUUUAAAACACCGACGACAAACUUCAGAUAUCAAGGUGAAGACUCCUGCAACAUGGACGGCUUCUACGACCAGCAGGUCCCCUUUGUGGUCCCUGAGAGUAAAUGUCCCGUAGAGGGAGCAGAGAGAUGUUUCAGCGACAGGAAGAGGAAGUUCAUGGAUACAGAGCUGGCUCAGGACACAGAAGAGCUCUUUCAAGACCUGAUCCAGCUCCAGGAAAUAUGGAUCGCAGAAGCUCAGGUUCCCGAUGACGAGCAGUUUGUCCCAGACUUCCAGUCCAAUAAGUUGAUGUUUCAUGGACCUCCUCUGAGCAAGGUGAAGCGAGAGCACAGCCCGUCUCCCUGCAGGACGCCUCACGCUGACAUGUGCCUUUACAGCUACAGGUAGUGUGUGUGUGUGUGUGUGUGUGUGUGU
Molecule: messenger RNA, 474 nt
Organism: Notothenia coriiceps (black rockcod)
Lineage: Eukaryota; Metazoa; Chordata; Actinopteri; Perciformes; Nototheniidae
Product: ETS translocation variant 5-like
Exons: 6
Coding region: 115-447 (110 amino acids)
Biological process (GO): regulation of DNA-templated transcription
Cellular component (GO): nucleus
Molecular function (GO): DNA-binding transcription factor activity
Source: RefSeq, a predicted model, not a curated record